AGAUGAAAAUCAUUAAAUAUAACAAGAACUGAAAUUCUUGCAUGUGGGAGAAAGAUCUCAUGAAAGUGUGUGUGUGUGUGUGAAAGAGAGAAGCCCAACGGUAUGUUUCUAUUCUUGUGAUAACAAGAAGCAAUAGGGCGUUGAGGCGGCAUUCAGUUCACUUGCUUUGCUUCAAUCCUGGAUUCUUCACAUGGCAAAAUAUCUCUCUUUUUCUCUCUCUGGCACGACCCCAAUAAAAAUCUCUUUUUGAAGAAUUUCUGUGGCAUAUAAUAGAAGAUAAAUCACGAAACCAAUCUUCUGAUUUCUCCUCAACACUCUUCAGUCUUCUCCACUCUGUAGCUCCUCAUCAGCCAUAUUCUUGGAGACGUUGCGACGAAGAUUCCAGAUUCCAAGGAAUCCAAUUUGUGGUCAUUGUAGGAUUAAUUCUCCGUAAAGAUGGUGAACCUGGGGUUAUUUCAUGGGAGCAAGACAUCGAAUUCAGUGAUCCUGAGCUUCAAAAUACCUUAUUAUACUCACUGGGGGCAGCACCUACUGGUAUGUGGUUCAGAACCUGUCCUUGGCUCAUGGAAUGUGAAGAAAGGCCUUUUGCUGAGGCCGUCUCACCAAGGGGAUGAGCUUAUAUGGUCUGGCAGUCUGCCGGUCCCUGCUGAGUUUAAUUGUGAGUAUAGUUAUUAUGUCGUGGAUGAUGAGAAAAAUGUCUUAAGAUGGGAGGCUGGGAAGAAAAGAAACUUGUUAUUACCUAAUGGUGUUCAAAAUGGACAGUUGGUGGAGCUUCAUGAUCUCUGGCAGACUGGUUCCGAUGAUCUACCUUUAAGGAGUGCGUUUAAGAAUGUUAUAUUUCGAAAAAGUUGGAACCCAGAAGUGGACAGACCCCUUGUAUCGGUUCGAAGUGUGCUGGAUCAUGAAGAUUCAGUUGUCGUACAAUUCAGAAUUUGCUCCCCAAAUAUUGAAGAAGACACAUCAGUUUAUGUCAUUGGUAGUCCUUCAAAUCUGGGUCGAUGGAAGAUUGAAGAUGGACUUAAACUCAAUUAUGCUGGUGAAUCCGUUUGGCUAGCUGGAUCUGUAAUGAGAAAGGAUGACUUUCCUAUAAAAUAUAGAUACUGCAAAUAUAGCAAAGCAAAAAAUCUUGCUCUAGAAACUGGUGGUAAUAGGGAACUCUUUGUCGACUUCUCAACUAGUCAACCCAAGUACAUUGUCCUCUCAGAUGGCUUGAUGCGAGAAAUGCCUUGGAGAGGCACUGGUGUAGCUAUACCCAUGUUUUCAGUCAGAUCAGAGGAUGAUAUGGGAGUUGGGGAGUUUCUUGAUUUAAAGUUACUAGUGGACUGGGCAGUUGAGUCGGGCUUCCAUUUGGUUCAGCUCUUGCCAAUCAAUGAUACAUCUGUACAUGGAAUGUGGUGGGAUUCAUAUCCUUACAGCUCCCUCUCAGUAUUCGCAUUGCAUCCCUUAUACCUAAGAGUGCAGGCUCUCUCAGAGAAUAUCUCAAAGGAUAUCAUGGAAGAGAUACAGCGGACUAGAAAACAGCUGGAUGGGAAGAAUGUGGAUUAUGAGGCCACCAUGGCUGCAAAACUUUCCAUUGCCAAGAAGAUAUAUUCUCAGGAGAAGGAAAUUGUAUUUAGUUCAGUUGCCUUCCAGAACUUCUUUUCUGAGAAUCAGGAUUGGUUAAAACCCUAUGCAGCCUUUUGUUUUCUAAGGGAUUUUUUUGAAACAUCAGAUCACAGCCAGUGGGGUCGUUUUUCUCUUUUUUCAGAGGACAAGCUUGAGAAACUAGUCUCCAAAGACAGCUUGCACUAUGACAUAAUUUGCUUUCAUUAUUAUAUCCAGUUCCAUUUACACAUGCAAUUAUCAGAAGCUGCGUCAUAUGCUAGAGAGAAAGGAGUGGUAUUAAAAGGAGAUUUGCCAAUUGGAGUUGACAGGAAUAGUGUGGAUACUUGGGUGUUCCCAAACCUCUUUCGCAUGAAUACCUCAACUGGGGCACCUCCAGACUAUUUUGAUAAAAAUGGACAGAAUUGGGGAUUCCCUACUUAUAACUGGGAAGAAAUGUCCAAAGAUAACUAUGCUUGGUGGCGUGGUCGUUUAACACAGAUGGCGAAGUACUUUACAGCAUACAGGAUUGAUCAUAUAUUGGGUUUCUUCAGAAUCUGGGAGCUUCCAGAUCAUGCAAUGACUGGUCUUUGCGGGAAAUUUCGACCAUCUAUUCCACUGAGUCAGGAAGAACUUGAAAGGGAAGGAAUAUGGGACUUUAAUCGCUUGAGCCAGCCAUACAUCAAACAACAACAUUUACAGGAGAAGUUUGGAGCUUCCUGGACUAUAAUUGCUUCCAACUUCCUGAAUGAAUUCCGGAAAGACCAUUAUCAGUUCAAGGAGGACUGCGAUACUGAAAAGAAAAUUGCAUCCAAGCUGAAGUCAUGCUUGGAAAAAUCCAUCUUCCUGGAGAGUGAGGAAAAAAUUCGGCGCAACCUCUUUGAUCUUAUUCAGAAUGUAGUCCUUAUCAAAGAUCGAGAAGAUUCAAAAAAGUUCUAUCCCCGCUUCAAUCUUGAGGACACUUCAAGCUUUAGUGAUUUGGACGAACAUAGCAAAAAUAUCUUGAAAAGGCUAUAUUAUGAUUACUAUUUCCAGCGGCAAGAAACUCUGUGGCGUCAAAAUGCACUAAAGACAUUGCCCGUUCUCUUGAACUCAUCAGAUAUGCUGGCUUGUGGAGAAGAUCUUGGGUUGAUUCCUUCUUGCGUUCACCCUGUCAUGCAAGAACUCGGUUUGAUUGGUUUGCGCAUACAACGUAUGCCGAGUGAACCUGGUGUGGAAUUCGGUAUUCCUUCACAGUACAGUUAUAUGACGGUAUGCGCUCCAUCGUGUCAUGACUGUUCCACCCUCCGUGCUUGGUGGGAAGAAGAUGAAGAUCGAAGGCGGAGAUUUUUCCAGACUGUGGUGGGCUCUGAUCUGCUACCACCUGAUAGGUGCACUCCUGAAAUUGUAGAGUUCGUUUUACGCCAGCACGUUGAAGCUCCAUCAAUGUGGGCAAUUUUUCCACUUCAGGAUUUGCUAGCACUGAAAGACAAAUACACGACUCGACCGGCUGCAGAGGAGACAAUAAAUGACCCGACAAAUCCAAAACACUACUGGCGAUACCGGGUACAUGUGACAUUGGAGUCCUUGCUGGAGGAUAAAGAACUUAUAUCUUCUAUCAAAGGCCUCGUCCACGGUAGUGGAAGAUCGUGCCCUUCUUCACAUGGCGACGAAUUGGGACUAGGAAAGUCGAGCAAGGAUUCCGUUAAGCAACCGGCCGGAAAUGGGAAAGGAGAAGACCAUGUUGCCAGUCAGCUGAAUGGAAUUCCUAAGAAAGAGGAGGCAGUAACAGUUGCUUGAUGGGCAGUUGGAUCAGUAUUUCCAGUGCCAACCCAAAGAAACAAGUCCCUUGAGAGUCUAUGCUCUAUUUUUGCUUUUCUCCAAGUGAAUAAGUGACUUUUUCCCUAUUGAAUCUUCUCUUUCUCCCUACUUUAUUUAUAAAAUAGGAAAGGAAAAUAAUAUAUAAUGUAUGUGUGAAGACGGGGCACUAAAAGCAUCGGAAAAAAAUUGAUUUUUUGUCGUAAUUAA
Molecule: messenger RNA, 3588 nt
Organism: Sesamum indicum (sesame)
Lineage: Eukaryota; Viridiplantae; Streptophyta; Magnoliopsida; Lamiales; Pedaliaceae
Gene: DPE2
Product: disproportionating enzyme 2
Biological process (GO): carbohydrate metabolic process
Molecular function (GO): 4-alpha-glucanotransferase activity; starch binding
Source: RefSeq, a predicted model, not a curated record